AAAAUCUGAAAUCUCCAAUUCCUCUAUUAAUUCCCUCUUCCAUCUUCGUCACAGCCGCACUCCGCCACGCCAACCCCAUUCCCAUCUUUGGUUCAUUGGCAGCUGGUCGGGGAUGGAGAAGAAGCGGAACAGUGAGAUUAGGAAAUCAUCAGAUUCGGAGCUUCCACCUGAUAAUAUCAUUCAGGUAAUACUCUCGAAAGUCCCUUUAUUCAAUUUGCCCAGUUGCAGGCUCGUAUGUAAAGCAUGGAACAAUCUGGUUUUAACUUGUAAGUUUGAUCCGCCACUCUUAAUUUCCAGCCUCUCGCUUGCCUAUGAUUGUCCCUCUCGCAAUCUCUAUUGUAUGGACUUCAAUCUUAAAUAUUUGGAAGGAAUGAGUAGUGUUGUCUCAUUUACCUUCCAUCCUAAAUUUUUCACCAGUUCCAUCUCUAUUAUCAAUUCCUGCAAUGGACUCCUCUCCCUUCUUAUCUCGAAAAGAAAAUCAGGAUCACCUAUAUCUUAUGUUCUUUGCAUAUUAAAUCCCAUGACAAAUGAGUACUUCAAAUUUCCUGCCGAGAAAUCGAAAACACAUUGUUGUUGUGGUAGACCCUAUAGCUACGGAUUAGGAUUCAGUCCUGAAACAAAGCAGUACAAAAUAGCGAGAACCUCCUUUCUACGUGAUGAAUCCACUACCUCUGUAGAGAUUUUUGCAUUUGGCACUACUCGCGAAUGGACCCCUGUUGGGGUUUUGCCUUCUCUUGUCGUUGAAGACCAUGGCGUUUAUUUCAAUGGAGGCCUCUACUGGACUGUAGACGAGCUGCAACCACGCGAUUCUAAUAAUGCCAUUUACCGUUUGGAUAUAGAAAAUGAGAAACUGGAGAAAAUUUCAUGUCCCCACUAUGGCGGUGGUCAUUUUUUCUUUGGAGUUUUUGAUGGUACCCUCUAUCUAACUACUUACACUGGCACCGUCGACAACAUUUACCAGGUGUGGAAGAUGGAAGAAAAUUUGUCAUGGAUUAAAGCAUUUGUUUUAUCUAGACCAGAAAAUUUGCGUCAUCCUGAGCAUGACCAACCUUGGGGAGUAUCUCAGCUCCAACCCAUCAAAGUUUGUGAAGAUGGGAAGAUAUUGUGUCUUCUUGCUGGAUUCCUUUUAAUACUGUAUGACCCCAAGACUAAGAGGGUGAAGAUAUUGACGAAUCAAGAUGUUGAAACUGAGAGACAUUUGCACGUUCAUCAGAUUGACUCCUCCAAUUUUAAUUCUCUCCCCAACAUUUUGGCAGGAAAGAGUUGAAGGAUGGUAGGACUUUUAUUAGUAUUAUUAUUUUUAUUUUUUGGGGGGGUGGGGGAGUUUAUGCAGUGAGUAUUAGUACAUUAUUAGGUGGUAAUUUGUUACAGCACUCUUAAAAUCAAUAUUCAUAAUGUUAAGUUUCAGUUGAUUCAACCUGUAUACCAUAAAUCUCCAUAUUUGAAUCAUGCUGCGAGUGAAUCCGUGCCACAUUAUAAUGGUGUUCGUCUUCACUACCACUUGGAAGUAUUUGCUGCUGAUUGCUUAAAAUGUUGAGGUAUUAUUAUGGUAUUUUGAAUUUUGGCUCAAUCCCUUGCAUGAUCUUUUACAUAUAUGGAUUUUACCUCUUUUACGUCUCUCGAGAUCUCCCAUCCUAGGAAUAUUUUAUUUCCCCCAGUUGUCUCAUCUCAAACUUAAAUUUCAUAUAUUCUUUUAUCUUGUUUUAUGUCUUAUCUAUUGCGGCGAACAAGGAGCAUCUCCUUGACAUCUAUCAUGAGGUACGUUUCUCUCCCUUUUGAUGUUGUAUAAAGCCAAUCUCGAGCACAGACUAAUCAAUGGGAUUGUUUUAAAUUAUAAAAGGACUUCUUAGUUGACA
Molecule: messenger RNA, 1856 nt
Organism: Benincasa hispida (wax gourd)
Lineage: Eukaryota; Viridiplantae; Streptophyta; Magnoliopsida; Cucurbitales; Cucurbitaceae
Product: F-box protein At3g07870-like
Molecular function (GO): protein binding
Source: RefSeq, a predicted model, not a curated record